AGGUGGUGGACAAAAAAAUCGGCUGUCAUUCCAAUCAGCUGUGUGAGGAGAGACCGAGAUGAGCGUUUUCUGCAUCCUGCAAAUUUAAACAACAGACAUGGGCCAUCUCCUGCUCCACCACCUGUAUUUCCUGCUGAUCAGCAUGCUGGCCUGCCAGUGUCCUACAGUCAGCGGGCUGUUUGAGUGGCUGAGGCAGACAGACAAUCCCCCAGCAGCAGCAGCACCUCCUUCACCUGCAGCAGCUCCGGCACUUCUUGCUAAGGAUGCUCAGUUUGAAAUUACCACUGCUGAUGAGAAGUUUUUGGCUGAGGCAAAACAACUGGAGCUCAGCCCUUUGGACAGCUGUCAUCACAGGGUGGUUGCCAGACUGAAGGCGAGCUGUGAAAGCCUCUCAGAGGAGCAGCUUGCGAAGCUCGGAGUCGUUCUGUUUAACUGCCAGGCAGAGAUUGAAGGGCGCCGGACCUACCCCUGCAUGGAGGAAAUGAGUUUAAAAGAGUGUACGGCAGACAUGGAUUCAGACACAUGGAACGCAUACCACAUAGUGAGCAACAGAGCGCGCUCUGUGUGCUAUGCGACUCGCCAGCAGCUCUUCCGUCGCAGAGCAGAGCACACCGUCAACGCUCUCAUCUCCACAGCCACCAGCCAGCUAGAUGCAAUGAAAGACCUGAAGGAAGGCCAGUUGGAGCUGAGGGAACUGACUGCAGCCUCGCUGGACAAGGUGCUCGAGGGCCACAGUGCCCUGCAGGCCCAACAGGGGAAGCUGCAUGAGGGCCAGGAGCAAAUGGAGAGUUCACUGAAGGACAACCUGAUGCGUCUGAGCCAGGAGAAGGCCCUCAUCGCCUCUGGACAGGAGCUGGUGGCCCAGCUCAUUCACGGCAUUACAAGGAGAAUGGAGAAUGUCAGUGAGAAUUUGCAGGUUCAAGGCUUGGAGGUGCAGGACAGUCACAAGGCGAUCGUUAAAGACCUGGCAGAUGUCAGACAUCAAGCUCAGGACAUCUACCAAAAAAUUGACCACAGUAUGUUAGAGUUUCUGCAGUACCAGGACCAGACCUCCCAGUACUACACUGACCUGAUGAACAAACUGGAGCGUAUGAACAGCACGCUGGGAGUCAUGCUGCACUACCUGGAUAACAUGCAGAGCCGCAUAGAGGAAAGGCUGCACAUGAUCCAGGGCUACCUUGGCUGGGCAGGUUUGAGCCUGACAGCCUUGUGGACAUGUAUCGCACAUACAGGCUAUCUCGUCCUGUGUGCUGUCAUGCUGACGUUUCUGCGAUGUCCGGGUUUCUCUCGUGCGAUGCUGCUGUUCACCGUGCCCAUGAACGCACUAGCUGAGAUCAACCAGCAGCCAGCGCUGGAUCUCACCAGCCUCAGCCUGCUGCUCCUCACUCUCUCUCUGGCUCACUGGUGUGUGAAUCAGCUGUGGGCGUGUUUCCAGCUCAGAGGAAAGCCGGCUGUCCCGCUGUCACUGGCCUCCUGUGAAAUAGUGGAGCAACAGAAGCCGGUUUCAUCCGGCCAUUCAUAUCCACCAUCCUCUACACCGCAGAGAGAUGAGAGGAACGGCUUCAUCCAAGACGACCUGCUGAAUCAGGACAGCUUCAUAUCAGGUGAUCUUGGCACGUCAGUCGUGUCUCCCUCUCACAGGAAACCGAUACCAGAGUCCAGAUUUAUGCCGAUAAUCGGCACACCGAGUCACUCCACUCCCAGACUGAUACCACAAGCAGUUCUGUCAGCGGCUCUGAUUGAUGAUAUCCCCCUGAGGAACCACGGAUGUGUUUUUGAUGCUGUGAACGACUCGCAUGAUUUUGUGAAUGACUCACGAAGUGCGAGUCCUACUCCGUCACUAGUCAGCAACAGCUCUCUGUCAGGUCGUCAGCUGUGCAACGGCGUCACAAAAACAGGGAAGGCUUGUAAGAAGAGAGCCGUACCAGGACAAGAAUACUGCCGAGUCCAUGAAGGGGGCCACAGCUCCUACCUUCACUCCUGAAAUGCACAACUUCCCCUCUUAGCAUUAGUUUUCUUUGGUAGAGGUCUUCCUCUGCAAAAAAAACAGUGAAUUGUUGUCGUGUCGUCACUUUAAGUUCUGCUUGCUUUGCU
Thunnus maccoyii (southern bluefin tuna) is the source of this 2094-nucleotide messenger RNA. RefSeq names its product brambleberry (gene bmb). The record is from RefSeq and is a predicted model, not a curated record. Lineage: Eukaryota; Metazoa; Chordata; Actinopteri; Scombriformes; Scombridae. Bases 98 to 1984 code for a protein of 628 amino acids. The transcript has 13 exons.